GUGCUCUGGGACUUCGGAUUGGCCUAGGCUCCAAUUGUUUACGAAGCCAACCUCAGGGCCCGCCGUACCGUGAGGGAUUGGCCGGCGGACCCAGACCCGCGCAGUGAUUGGAGGGUCCGGGCCUGGCGGAAGCGGGGCAGACCGGGAGGGGACCUGGAUCAUGGCUGCCGCGCCGCCGCUACGGGACCGCCUGAGCUUUCUACACCGGGUGAGUGAGGGCGGUCCGCCCGGGCCCCGGUCCACGGCUCCUCUCGAGCGCCGCAUUCCCCGGACUCGCCCCGGGCCGGAGCCAUUGACCUUGCGUCUCCACGCCGGGUAGCUGCUCCUGGCCCCUUCGCCCGCGCCGACGCCCCUGAGCUGCCCGCCCGCCGCGCCGUCCCGGGGCCUUCCAAGCCGGGCCUUCCAAGCCGGACCCGCCGAGCGCAAGGGCGAUGGGCACAGCCAGACCCUGGGGGAACGAACAGGCCUCGGCCAGCAUUCAGUGGCCUCCGACGGGAGGGAAGGAGCGGCAGACCCGGUGGACGUGGAGCCGCUGUGUCGGUGCUGCUGGCGCCCAGGUGGGCUGGCAGCCCGCCGUCCUCCCUGACGGUGGCAUUUCAGAGGACUCCGGUCCUGGAGAGGCACCCCUGGGUUGCAGAGAACACAGACAUCUCGAAGGGACAGAGAAGGACGCACCAUCAUCUCGGCCCUUCCGACUGAAAGGCUUCGGCACAUCACGCGGUGGGUCCCAUGCUUGUCCUCUUAAAUACUCUUGAACUCUAUUCUGUCCUGAUACUGAAUAAUGCAAAAAUGGGUGGUUCCAGUUUUCAUCCCUAUAAACCGUACAUCUUUGUGCCAGUAAGUAAGCAUGAAACAAAUAAGUACGUCUGCGCUAAGCGAACGUAAAACACACGACAUCAGUCGGUUCUCGGGGAGCGAUGGAGCUAGUCAGGCUGAGCAGCUGUCACUCUGCCAAUCCGGGCUCUGGGGAGGUGGAACCAUUCAUAGUCCCUGUGUGGAAAAGGGGCUUGCCUGGGCCUUGUUUGGCUUUGCUAGUCAGUAGGUAGGUACAGGAGAGGUACCUUCAAAUAGCCUUACGUGCUGGUAAGUGCAGGGAGGCUGGGGGCUGUGUCCCUUCUUAACCCAAGUGGCGCAGCUCCUCCGUGGAGAACCACCAUUGAUUUGCCUCUUCUCCGAGGCUGUUCAUCCCUGACUGUUGAGAGAGGACCCUGCUGCAGCCUCCCUGUGGCCAGUAGCACAGUUCUCAUCCCUUCCCAGUCCUCUCUCCGGCCAUGUCAACAGUGAGAGGUGGGUCGUUUCCAUCCUCUUUGGGGGGCUGCGGAUUCACCCCUGUGGGAAAUGGCACCUCAUCAUGGUAGGGGCUCUUGUUCCCUUUCAGCUCCCGAUUCUCCUGAAGGGGACGUCCGAUGAUGAUGUCCCGUGUCCGGGCUACCUGUUUGAAGAGAUUGCUAAAAUCUCCCACGAGUCUCCGGGCAGCAGCCAGUGCCUGCUGGAGUACCUCCUGAGCCGCCUGCACAGCAGCUCCGGCCACGGGAAGCUCAAGGUGCUGAAGAUCCUGCUCUAUCUGUGCAGCCACGGCUCCUCCUUCUUCCUGCUCAUCCUCAAACGCAACUCUGCCUUCAUCCAGGAAGCUGCAGCUUUUGCGGGGCCCCCAGAUCCUCUGCACGGGAACAGCUUGUACCAGAAGGUUCGCGCGGCCGCGCAGGACUUGGGGAGCACCCUGUUCUCGGACACCGUGUUGCCGCUGGCUCCCUCCCAGCCUCUGGGGACCCCGCCUGCCACAGGCAUGGGCUCCCAGGCCAGGCCGCACAGCACCCUCCAGGGUUUCGGCUACAGCAAGGAACACGGCUGCACGGGCUCGGCAGGCGAAGCCUUCCUCUCCACCAUCCAGAAGGCCGCAGAGGUGGUGGCCAGCGCCAUGCGCCCCGGGCCCGAGAGUCCCAGUACCCAGAGGCUCCUGCCGCGGGGUGACACCUACCAGCCUGCCAUGAUGCCUUCAGCCAGCCACGGUCCCCCAACCCUGGGGAACCUACUCCCCGGGGCCAUUCCAGGUCCCCGAGCUGUGAGGCAUCAGCCUGGGCAGGCCGGAGGGGGCUGGGAUGAGCUGGACAGCGGCCCCAGCUCUCAGAAUUCCUCCCAGAACAGCGACCUGAGCAGGGUCUCGGACUCGGGCAGUCAUUCCGGCAGCGACAGCCAUUCAGGGGCCAGCCAGGAGCCGGUUGACCUGGCAGAAAGGGUCGAGGUGGUGGCCCUAAGUGACUGUCAGCAGGAGUUGAGCUUGGUGAGGACUGUGACUCGGGGACCACGUGCCUUCCUGAGCCGCGAGGAGGCACAGCACUUCAUCAAAGCGUGUGGACUGCUCAACUGUGAGGCCGUGCUGCAGCUGCUGACCUGCCACCUGCGUGGGACCAGUGAAUGCACGCAGCUGAGGGCGCUGUGUGCCAUCGCCUCCCUGGGGAGCACCGACCUCCUCCCCCAGGAGCACAUCCUCCUCCGCACCCGGCCGUGGCUGCAGGAGCUCAGCAUGGGCAGCCGGGGACCUGUGACCAACAAGGCCACCAAGAUCCUGAGGCACUUUGAGGCCUCCUGUGGGCAGCUGUCCCCUGCCCGGGGCACCUCAGCUGAGCCUGGCCCCACAGCCGCCCUCCCAGGCCCAUCUGACCUGCUGACCGAUGCUGUGCCUCUUGCUGGGAGCCAGGUUUUCCUGCAGCCUCUGAGUUCAACCGCAGUCUCGUCCCGGAGCCCUGCUCCCUCAUCUGGGAUGCCGUCCAGCCCUGUGCCCACCCCACCCCCAGAUGCCUCCCCCAUUCCAGCCCCCGGAGACCCCAGCGAGGCCGAGGCCAGACUGGCAGAAAGCAGGGGGUGGAGACCUGAACGGAUCCCAGGGGGCACGGACAGCCCAAAGAGAGGCCCCAGCAGCUGUGCGUGGAGCCGCGACUCAUUGUUUGCUGGCAUGGAGCUGGUGGCCUGUCCCCGCCUGGUGGGGGCCGGGGCUGCUGCGGAAGAGUCCUGUCCUGAUGCUCCGCGCGCCCCCCGAACAUCGUCCCAGAGGACAGCAGCCAAAGAGCCUCCUGGCUCAGAGCCGUCAGCUUUCGCGUUCCUGAACGCCUGACCCGAUGGCCUGGCCCUGGAGUCUUCAGCUUCAGCUGCUGCCUGGGGCGGUCUGUGCUUCCUGAGCAGCCUCAACCGUAGCUGCUACAGUCUCCAGGCACCUUGACUUGAGAGGAGGACCCUAGGGCUACCUCAGUUUCCCCCAUCUCCUCUGCCAGAGGCUCUGGUUAUUUGGACUUGAAUCCCUACGAGGGAUGGCAGGUGGCAGGGCUUCAGAAAUGUCGAUCUCAGGGGGCAGUCCCUGCCUGUCUUGCCCUCAGACAUGAGGUUUCUUGUGUGAAUGCGGAAGCGACUACCAGGUUCUUCAUUUCAUUUUGAUCUCAGCUCCCUCCUUCCCCAGGAGGUCAUGAGCAGCAACAAGCCACUGCUCCCCCGUCCCAUCGGGGUGGGCUAGGUGCUGAGGCUGGGUUUGGUGCAUGUGGGUUGAGGGUGUCUUGUCCGGGCUGCCUUGUGCUGUCUGGCCUGAGGCCAUUUCAAGUCUCAGAUCCCCACGUGAUCCUUCCCUGGCUCUCACCUGCUCCUUUAGGCUGUAAUUGCUUCCUACACACGAAGCCUCUGAUUGGAGCCUCUGGUCCAUCUCAGAAAAACCUUCCGAGAGCGCUGGGGUUUAUGCUUUCUGAAUAAACACUACUGUUUACAUGAA
Molecule: messenger RNA, 3754 nt
Organism: Gorilla gorilla gorilla (western lowland gorilla)
Lineage: Eukaryota; Metazoa; Chordata; Mammalia; Primates; Hominidae
Gene: TEPSIN
Product: TEPSIN adaptor related protein complex 4 accessory protein
Exons: 13
Coding region: 1352-3112 (586 amino acids)
Cellular component (GO): trans-Golgi network membrane
Source: RefSeq, a predicted model, not a curated record